AUUGUUAUUGCAGGUGUGUAAGAAGAGUUUGGGUAAUGUUUGAAUCGUCGCUGUUAUCUGUAAUAUAAGGAUUAGAGAAGACAGGAGUAAAAGUAUGCAGGAGAUAACAGAAGUACUACUCCGCUUUGUAAGCGUGCAGGGUGUGAUUGACAGCUGUAAGCCCCGCCCCCACGCCGCAGCGCCACACGGAGCGCGGUGAGCGUUUUUCUGAGUCAGGCAGCGACACCGCGGGUUUCAGGACACGGUGAGAUCGAUGAACCGCACCACAAGCACGGAGCAGAUCUGAAGCCACUGCUCGCUGGUGGACCGAGCAGACCCGCCACCUAAAAGUUUUCUCAUAGAUCACACAAUGAAGCUUUGGUUUUGGGUUUUCACUGUUGUCUUGUCUUUGGACUCUACAUACGCAGGAUCAAAGACCAAUGAACCAUGUGGAGGGCGUGACUGUAGCGGAAGAUGCCCCUGUCCUCCGAUUAAAGGUGCCAGGGGUCAGCCUGGGCCUUUAGGACCACCUGGGCCCACUGGACCCGAGGGCUUCAUUGGGGCCCCAGGGCCUGUAGGACCUAAAGGAGGAAGAGGGCAUGGUGGUCACUCAGGACCGUCUGGACCCAAAGGAGACAAGGGUCCAGUGGGCGUUCCAGGUUUUCCAGGCAUUGAUGGUAUUCCUGGUCACCCAGGCCAGGAGGGAUCACCCGGACUGCCAGGAGCAGAUGGCUGUAAUGGCACACAUGGUGAUCCUGGUUCCCCUAGCUUUUUUAAUGGAAGACCUGGCAACCCUGGACGUCAGGGGUCACGUGGUGUCAAAGGACAAAAAGGAGAACCACGGUUCAUUUCUACAUCUUCGGUUCCAGUUGGUCCCUCUGGUGAACGUGGUUUUCCUGGUCCAGACGGCCUCCCAGGUCCCAUUGGCCCCUUCGGUGUACCUGGUUACCCUGGAAACCCUGGUCCUCCAGGUCCUCCUGGGCCAACAGGACACCGUGGUCAGGGUUACGAAGGGGAGAGAGGAGAAAAGGGAGAUGCAGGUCUGCCAGGACCCAGGGGUGCUCCGGCUGCGCUAUUAGGUUCACCAGCUAUAAGCACAAUCAACAAAGGAGAGAAGGGUGAACGUGGCUUUUCAGGUCAUCCAGGACCCCAAGGACCCCAAGGACCCCCAGGUCAAUAUGGCUACAGGGGAGAGCAGGGAGAGAAGGGAAUUCUUGGAUUACCGGGUGUAAGGGGCCCUCCUGGUUUUAAUGGACCACUUGGAGAAGAUGGCUCAAAGGGAUAUCGUGGGAGCCCUGGUCUCUUUGGAUUACCGGGCUCUUCAGGCCCUAAAGGAUUUAGAGGAGAACAAGGGCCUCCAGGGACAAUUCUUAAUAUUGGUGAAGUUGAAUCAAUAAAAGGUCCUCUCGGUGAUCCUGGUUUUGAUGGUCAACCAGGUCCAACUGGAGAUGAAGGUUUACCAGGAUAUCCUGGACUGCCAGGUGAACCUGGAUUAUCAUUUGAGCAGCCAGGCAUCCCAGGCUUUCCAGGCUUCCCUGGUUCUACUGGACCUAAAGGACAUAAGGGAGACCCAGGACAUCCAAGCUUCAGCCCUGAUGGUUUUCCUGGAGAUAGAGGGUUACCUGGACCUCCAGGUCCUCCUGGACCUCGAGGGAGUACUCAAACAACUUUGUUUCCUGAAAUCCAGCCUGGACGUCCAGGUGUAAAAGGCAGCAGAGGUCAGGUGGGAACAAAAGGUUUUAAAGGAAACAAAGGUGAAACAGGACUUUGUGAUUGCUUUGGUGAAGACAUUACUGGCAGAGAGGGCCCUCAAGGAUUUCCAGGGCUACCUGGUAUCACGGGGCCCGAUGGCCGUAAAGGGGAGGUUGGUGACCUAGGACUUCCUGGACCCAAAGGACCACAGGGACCAACUGGUCGUCCUGGACGGCAUGGCUUUACAGGAGCUAAAGGAGCGAAAGGAAACUCUUACUUUGCUAAUAGACGAGGACACAAGGGUGACAUUGGCCAGCCAGGGCCUGCUGGACCUACAGGUGAUGUUGGCCAACCUGGAAGAAAUGGAGCCACUGGUUAUCCUGGACCACCAGGACCACCGGGAGAUGCUGGAUUUGGGGUGCCUGGAGACAGAGGCUAUCCUGGAUCUCCUGGAUUAAAGGGUCGCCCUGGUGUGUCCGGUGAACCCGGCUAUGGCUACCCAGGCAACGCUGGUAUUAGAGGGUUUCCAGGUGACCCUGGUAUAAUUGGGCUUCCAGGGCAGCCUGGACCUCCAGGACCACCAGGUGACAGCUGUGGGCAGGCGGGGCUUAAUGAAGCCUCUUUCACAAAGGGAGGACUGUCACUGCCUUGCAUAAUUCCAGGAGAACCUGGGAAUCCAGGUUUCCCCGGACUAUCUGGAUUGCCAGGCCCGAAGGGACAGCCAGGUCCACCAGGACUAAGUGGAAGGUCAGGUUCUGAUGGGUUAAAAGGUGAGAGAGGAGAUCCAGGCAGUGGCGGUCAACCCGGACCACAAGGCUUUCCUGGACCCAGAGGCGAUCCAGGUUUUCCAGGCACUACAAGCAAUGGUUUUCCAGGUGUCCGAGGAAAAGAUGGACAACCUGGGUUGCAAGGAGCAAAAGGAGAACCUGGUGAGGUUUUAGGGGCAGCUAAAGGACUACCUGGACUUCCAGGUCACUCAGGAGAGUUUGGAGACAAAGGCCAACCAGGCAAUCCUGGAUUACAAGGCGGACAGGGAUUUGAUGGAUCUAGUGGUAACCCUGGGAUAAAGGGUGAGCGUGGUGCCAAUGGUUUUCCAGGGCUUCCAGGCCAGCCAGGUCCACGGGGUGUGAGCCCUUCUGGAGUCACUGGACGUCCGGGUCCACCUGGCAGUCCUGGAUUCCCUGGACCUACAGGCUGCCAAGGUUACCCAGGACUCAAGGGUGCAAGAGGAGACCCUGGACUGCAAGGCUUGGGUAGAAAGGGUUCUUCUGGACGACCUGGAAUUCCAGGAGCGAAAGGACAAAUGGGACGUCCUGGGGAAACUAUUUCAGGACGUAAUGGCCAAUCAGGAAGACCAGGAAUAAAAGGGCAGAAGGGUGUCGCUGGAUUAGUGGGAUUCCCUGGAUCACCUGGACGUUUUGGAACCUCUGGACAGCCAGGGGGCAAAGGUCAACAUGGACUUCCAGGUUUGGACGGUGUACCUGGAGUAAAUGGUUUUCUUGGUUUUAAAGGGGACCGUGGAGAAGAUGGCCCACCAGGACCUCCACCUCCACCCCUUCCAUUGCAUCAGAUGAAAGGGGAUCGAGGUGCUCCUGGAGUUAUUGGACUGCCUGGUUUUCCAGGACCAAGAGGUGAUAAGGGAACCCCAGGUUUACCUGGUCAGCCAGGACGUCCUGGUCUGCAAGGAGUUUCUGAGUAUGCCAAGGGUCUGCCUGGUGAUCCAGGUGUCCCAGGACACACAGGUUCUCCAGGAUUUCCAGGUCCUAAGGGGGCACCUGGUGUUUUAGGCUUCCCUGGCAUGCCUGGACCUAGGGGUGAUGAUGGACUUCCUGGGUCUUUUGGAUCACCUGGUUUUUCAGGACUCCCUGGCAACAAAGGUGAGAGAGGAGACUCUACUGGAACACCUGGGGCCCCUGGAAGAAGGGGACUAGUGGGAGAUUUUGGAUUCCCCGGUAUCCCCGGCUUUGCUGGUGAGCAAGGUUCUCGAGGUUUGCCAGGGGCAUUUGGAUAUCCUGGGAAGAAAGGCUCACCUGGAGAUUCAGGAAGGCCUGGGCAAGAAGGGCUGCCUGGGCCCCAUGGUGCUAGGGGUCUCCCUGGAUUUCCAGGACAGAAGGGACAGGAGGGAAAACAGGGCUUUCCUGGGACUUCAGGUCGGCCAGGACAGAAAGGUUUACCUGGAUCCCCUGGUUUAGAUGGACUCUAUGGACUUUCAGGUCCCAAAGGUCAACCGGGAUUACCUGGUGCAAUAGAGGGUGGUCAGCCUGGUGGGCCCGGAUUAAAUGGACUAAAGGGAGAGAGAGGCUCAUCGCUGCCCGGAGCACCAGGAUCUCCAGGAAUAAAGGGAGCCAGAGGAGACACUGGUUACCCUGGACAGCCAGGGUUCCCAGGUCCUCAAGGUCCUCGUGGGGCUCCAUCCACUUCUGCUAUUCUUGGUCCACCAGGAGAUGCUGGUCUUCCUGGACUAGAUGGUGAAAAAGGUCGUACUGGCCCCCCUGGUCCUCCUGGUCCAGCUGGUCCUGGAACACAGCAGGGUGACAGAGGAAAUCCUGGAUUUCCUGGAUUACCUGGAAUCCCUGGGAACCGUGGAGACCCUGGAUUGCCAGGACAACAGGGACGACAUGGCAACCCAGGAUUCAAAGGAGUGAGAGGAGACCCUGGAGUUAGUGGUCUAACAGGACGUCCAGGCUUCCCUGGAGAUCAGGGAAAAUAUGGUAGCAAGGGAUCAAAAGGAGUUAUUGGUGAAACUGGUAGCAAAGGCCUUCCAGGAACUAUUAUUUUAGCCCCAAUACCGGACGUGCCAGCUGGGCCUCAGGGUCCACAUGGAGCCCCUGGCCUUACUGGUUAUACCGGAUCAUCAGGCCAACCUGGUUUUCCUGGACGCCCAGGUCCCAAAGGAAAGUUUGGACCGAUGGGCAAACCUGGUCGCCUUGGUCCAUCUGGACCUUCAGGACCUAUUGGAGACCAUGGAAUUCCAGGAUAUCAGGGACCUGCUGGGGACAAAGGUAUUCCUGGUAGGCAGGGAAAACCAGGUCUUCCAGGUUUGCCUGGACGUGCCAUCGGGAUUGGCUACACUCUAGUAAAGCACAGUCAGUCCAGCCAGGUGCCGAUGUGCCCCCAGGGCAUGGACAAACUGUGGGAUGGAUACAGCUUGCUUUAUGUAGAAGGACAAGAGAAAGCCCAUAACCAAGACCUAGGAUUGGCUGGCUCAUGUCUACCUCGUUUCAAUACUAUUCCCUUUCUUUACUGCACAAGCAAUGAGCUCUGUUAUUAUGCCAGUCGCAAUGACAAGUCCUACUGGCUCUCUACAUCAGCACCAAUUCCCAUGAUGCCUGUGGCCAAUGAGCAGAUUAUACAAUACAUCAGCCGUUGUUCAGUGUGUGAAGCUUUAUCUCAAGCUGUGGCUGUCCACAGUCAAGAUAUUACUAUCCCCCCCUGUCCACAGGGGUGGAGGAGCCUGUGGAUUGGUUACUCCUUCCUUAUGCACACGGCUGCAGGGGCUGAGGGAGGUGGACAGUCACUGGUUUCUCCAGGCUCGUGUUUGGAAGACUUCCGUGCAACACCUUUUAUCGAAUGCAAUGGAGCUCGGGGCACCUGCUUCUUCUUCAACAACAAGCAUAGCUUCUGGCUAACCACUGUGCAACCGGAGAGGCAGUUUACACAAAGUCCUGAAUCAGAGACCCUGAAGGGAGUUCAGUACCGUGGCCGCAUCAGCCGUUGCCAAGUCUGCAUGAAAAUCUUGUAGCCAGCGCACACUCCAGGACGGGAGAGGGAACUUUUAACAAAGAAUAGAGAACAAGAAAUGAGAACACAAAUAUUCUCUGACCCACUGACUGACUAUAUGAGACUCAUGGUACUUGUUGAAGCCUUCUACAAAUCCAUGGUUAAAGCAGCAAGCGGUUCCAAGUAAAACGUUUUUUUUUUCUCUUAUUUCAUUUAUCAUCAUUGGUGCUACGAGAAACUGCAAUGUUUUUUAUUUUUAUUUUAACUAGUCAAAGUUUGUCUUACAUAUUCAUGGCUACCUCGGAGAGUGUGUCCCAAAUCCCCAAUGGGAAGCACUGAAACAUUAAUGUAAGACUGUAGGCCUUUUAUAACACAAGCAAAAACUUCUAGUGUGAUUCAACAAUGACAUGUUUGGGUGGGAAUUCUUUGAGAUAUGGAACAAACUAUAAUAUAUUGCUUGUUUGUGAUUAGGUAAAGUGGGCAAAGGCUACGGUUUGUAGUUAACACUUAUAAAUUAUAAUCUUCUGACAUGUACCCUUAAAGUAUUGCACUGAAUUGAAUAUCUGCGUAAAAAAUAUGAGUAUUAGCAACUGUAGAAAAUGAACAUUCCACUUUGACAAUUGCCGCGCCAAAUAUCUCAUUAUAAAAAAAGGCUCAUAUAUUCUAACACUAAAUAAUUGACUUCCUGCUCUAUAUAAUUUGCAUGCUUAUAUGUCACCUUAUUUCCAUGUCACCUUUACUACAAUGUUACCAACAAGGAGCCUUUCAGCUGCACAUAUUCACUGCUUUCCACAUCCAAAACUUCAACUACAGGACCUGGAGAUGUUUGUCCCUUAGUGUUACUACAGUGUGUUUGCAAAGUCUCUUAAAGAGAUAGGUAAAUAUAUAACCACUAUAUUCAUUUGCCUCUUAAGCUCUCUUUGGUAGCCUUGAGUUUUCAGCAUGGUUUUCAAUGGUUUUCUGUAAAACGUUAAAUUGUAGUUUCAUCCUUUGGUAGGAAAGAAUCCAUGUAGUAAAUUGCAAAAAUGUGUAUAAUUUGUACAUUUAGGAUGGUUUAUAAAGUCAUAUAUAUCCUGAUGUGUAUAUUUUACCAGUAUUUGUAUUUUUCCUUACACUGAGUUACAUGAAUACAUUUUCCCAUACAUAAAUUUGAGUUUGUCACAAAGCUGAUUUUUCAGUAUUAGUUUUGGUGCAGAAAUUCUUGUUAUCUUAUUGUUCUGUUUUUUUAACCAAAGCUUUUUCAAUGUAUAAUUCUGCUCCCUAUUAAAUGAAUUGUUAAAAAAUAAAUUAUAAGAAUUGA
Molecule: messenger RNA, 6691 nt
Organism: Silurus meridionalis
Lineage: Eukaryota; Metazoa; Chordata; Actinopteri; Siluriformes; Siluridae
Gene: col4a6
Product: collagen, type IV, alpha 6
Exons: 48
Coding region: 350-5413 (1687 amino acids)
Cellular component (GO): collagen trimer
Molecular function (GO): extracellular matrix structural constituent
Source: RefSeq, a predicted model, not a curated record